Fragaria vesca subsp. vesca is the source of this 1647-nucleotide messenger RNA. RefSeq lists its product as uncharacterized. The record is from RefSeq and is a predicted model, not a curated record. Lineage: Eukaryota; Viridiplantae; Streptophyta; Magnoliopsida; Rosales; Rosaceae. Bases 44 to 1363 code for a protein of 439 amino acids. The transcript is spliced from 6 exons.
ACUGAGAACCAAAUUAAAAAUCAAAACCUAGCGAAGUCUGUGGAUGGCGACGGCGGCUGCUAAUUUGCUCUUCCAAACAAACCCGUUCAAGUGGAAGCCGAAUCGACUCCGCCCCCUUGGUCCUCUUCAACCAGUCAAACUCAUCAUCAGUAGUGCUAUCGCAACCCCGAAAUCUCGUUUUUCUCUGCAGUACCAUCCUCCUCCUACAGCCAAAAAGCUUCAAUCAUCAAAUUCAUCCACCUCCGAUCCGAAAUCAAACUCUGUAUGGAAAUUUGCUGUAAAAGUGACUGCGGGUGUGGUUUUGGGUGCGUUGCUGCUCAUGCACAGACCCAAAACUCUGGGGCGGGUCGUUGCAACAUGCAAUCCCCUCGAUCGCGCUCAAAAGGAUGAUCCUGAGUGUGCUGAUCGGUACAGGUCAGCGCAGUGGUACAAUUUGUUGCGUACCUUUUGCGAGACUGCAGGGUUAAGUUUAUAUCCUUGUGCAGCAUACUAUGGCUCGCUUCCUGUGCUCUACAUAUUGUCUGAAUAUCUAACACUGACCGACCCUUCUAAUAAGCUCCAUUGGUCUAAACACUGGUACGCUUGGUAUAAGCGCCAAGCCAACUUCUUGUUGAUAUUCCUUCUCAUAGCUCAUAUUACUUGGGCAUGGCGCCAUAUUCCAUCUACUGUUGUCAGGCUUAACAUCCAGGUUAAUUUAUCGAAUGCUGGACGAGCGCUCCACACUGAUCUUAAUCGGAUUGCUGAAACUACUGCAGAUACCUCUAUCUAUAAAGGUGUAAACAGUAUUUUGACAGAGACAGCAACAACUUUUCUUAAGCAUCCUGAUUGUUUCAUCUCAGCCAGUACGUAUGCGGCUGGCCAGUCUCAUUGGGAUGAUGAUGCACGAAAUUUCUUAAAUGAACUAUGUCUUGAAGAGAGGAUCAGAUUAGGCGGACAUCCACUUAUCAAUGUGAAUAAGAACUUAAAAGUGGAAAGCUCAACAAGCCAAAAAUCAGCACAUGAAAUUCAACAUGAACAUAUUGACGUAGAUGCUAAUCAACUUGACAAACACAACAAAUAUGACUUGUCCCACCUAGUUCAUACCCCGCUCAUGGCGUCAAAGAAGAUAGAUCUUACGCAGGAAAGCUCAACAAGCCAAAUAUCGGCAACUGAAACGCAAGAUGAAUAUAUGGAGGUUAUAAUAUUGGCGGCUAUUGCCUCGAAGCGUGAUGAUGAGUUUCCCAGAAUCAUCAAAUCCUGGGAUGACUUGAAGGAAGCAUUGCAAUUGCUUACAUCCGAGGGUAUAUAUCCAUAUGUAGUAGAAGUGUUGUGGAAGCCUAUGUCCUCUUCCUCGACGGGCAGGAGAAGAUUGUGGUUCAGAUGAACGAAAGUUUGUUUACAGGACAACAAUAUCUAGGAAGGUAUCCAGAAAUGGAUGGAUGUAAUGCAUGUACCAAUAGUAUUCGAAAAAAUAUAUUUCAUCAAGUUUCAUGAGAGCUUUAGAUUAGAAAAUAACUAAUGGAUGUUUAGCUGCAAACUCGAGUGGCAGAAUUUUUCUAGAUUAACGAAGGCAUCCAGAGUUCAUUUUCAUGAUAGGCUAUGUGGAAGAGAUGAAAUUUCAGAUAGUUCAUGGGUACUAUCAUCAUAGAUUGGUUUGUGACCAAUAUA